This is a messenger RNA of Cercospora beticola, 1771 nucleotides long. RefSeq names its product amino acid transporter YHC3 (gene YHC3). Gene Ontology annotation, cellular component: vacuole; membrane. The record is from RefSeq and is a predicted model, not a curated record. Gene Ontology annotation, biological process: regulation of intracellular pH. NCBI's taxonomy places the organism in Eukaryota, Fungi, Ascomycota, Dothideomycetes, Mycosphaerellales, Mycosphaerellaceae.
UCGUGGAUUGGCCCAGAAUUGCAUGUGAACACUCGCGCCAGCUGACCUCAUCGCGUUUGCUGCUGCAGCCGGCUUCUGUCGAGAGUAGGACAUCUCACGCACCCGCCCGUCGACGCUCCUGUCGGUGUGCACGUUGUCGACGGCGGCUUUUGCAGCGCGAACAUGCUCCCGAUGCCUGGCGCGCCGAGUUCGUCGUGGCAGUUGACCAAAGCCCGUCUGGCGGCAAAGUUCGAGGGUGCUUCGGCGCGCGUGUGCAUCGCCUUCUGGUUGUUCGGCCUGAUCAACAACAUCUUCUAUGUCAUCAUCCUAACCGCCGCGCUCGACCUCGUCGGCCCGUCCAUCCCCAAAGCCACCGUGCUGCUCAGCUGUAUCAUACCAGGCCUCGCGACCAAGAUCGUAACGCCCUACUUCAUUCAUCUCGUCCCAUACCACCUCCGCAUCAUCGUCUUCGUAGGCCUUGCAACAUGUGGCAUGCUGGCUGUCGCGCUGUCGCCCAGCACGACAGACGCUGGCAGCAUCAGUAGCAAGAUUGCUGGCAUCGUGCUGGCCAAUAUCAGUUCAGGCGCGGGGGAAGUCAACUUCCUCGCCUUGACGCACUUCUAUGGGCCCUUCAGUCUGGCAAGCUGGAGCUCGGGCACGGGAGCAGCAGGUCUGGUGGGAGCAGGAGCGUACACUUUGGCAACCACGACCCUGGGCUUCAGCGUCCACGCGACAUUGCUGUCCAGCUGCGUCUUGGGCUUUGCCAUGCUGGGAUCCUACUUCCUGCUCUUACCCCUAGGCCCGCUCAAGGUCACACACCGCAAGGAAUCUCAAUACCAGCGCGUAGCAGCCGAAGAGGAGGAUGCAGAUGUCGACACGUCACAAACGGGUCGGCUGGAUCCGCCAGGUGUCCGGCCUUCUUCGCCAGCAUAUGGUCACCGCGCGAAUUGGCUAUCGAAAGGACUUGCCGAUCUCAGGUCCAAGUUGAUUCGUGCUCAGAGCCUGGUGAUCCCGUACAUGCUGCCACUUUUCCUGGUCUAUCUAGCAGAAUACACCAUCAACCAAGGCGUGGCGCCCACACUUCUGUUUCGACUGGACGAAUCGCCAUUCAAAGAGUAUCGAGAGUUCUAUCCCACAUAUGGCACGAUCUACCAGCUCGGCGUCUUCAUCUCGCGGUCGUCAUUACCCUUCAUUCGAAUUCGGAGCUUGUACAUCCCAACAUGGCUUCAAGUUCUCAACCUCCUUGCUCUGACAGCACAAGCGUUGUGGCCUUUCAUUCCCACUGUCUGGUUCAUAUUCGCCAUCAUACUGUGGGAAGGACUUCUUGGCGGUCUGGUUUAUGUCAGCACCUUCGCUGCCGUGCGUGAGGAUGUCUCGGAAGACGAGCGGGAGUUCUCCUUGGGCGCCGUAUCAGUGUCAGAUAGCGCGGGCAUCUUCUGCGCGGGCAUACUCGGAGCCGGUAUGGAGACAGCACUCUGUCAAUGGCAAGUCAGUCAUGGCAGAGACUGGUGUAGGCAACGCUGAAGCUCGACCAUUAUGACGUCCACGUUAUCGGACUGCCAUGUGUCACCAUCGCUACUUGCACGGGGCGUGCUUGAUGCGGAGCCCUGUCGACAUUGCUGCACGACGAACAAUGCCACCCGACCAGAAGGAUCUGCUUCCAGCGGUAUUGAUCAUCUAAGUAGAGGCACAUUUCCAAGCCUUCAAUCAGUCUCGUUCAUCGAAACGACCCUUGGCGUCAUGAACAUUCGACCAUUGCAGGGAACUUGCCACCACUGAGACCCAGAACGAU